AUGUCUUCCUUGGCGAUCUACCAGUCUCACGGGAAGCCUCGGCCGCCAGCCAAAGGCAGCUUUCCAAUCGACCAUUUGGGCGAGUGCACAGACGUGAAGAAGAAAUAUUUGGCAUGUCUCUCGCGCCGCCAGCGCCUUCCCGCCUCCAGAGACGGAGAGGACGACAGCCCCUCUGAGUGGGUUUCCGAAGCUGUGACGCGGAAAUGGGACCACCUGCCUUGCCGGCAAUUGGCGCAGGAAUACCUGCAGUGCCGCAUGCAACACAACCUAAUGGCCCCGGAGGAUCUCUCUUCACUGGGAUUCAAGGCGCGAACGAAGGAUCGACGAGAUCCUCGCACAGACGCCUCUGCAGGCAGUCGCGCGACACCCGACCCACUCAGACAGAGUUCACCGCCUUCCUCAGGAGCCCCGCAGCGACCGGGGUCGUCUCCGCCCCUCUACCCAGGCCUGACGCUCACUCGGUCGCUGCUCCAGCAUCGCCAGGUUCUUCAUCUGCAGGCGAAACCCAGCGCUGAGCCGCACGCGGGCUCCGACGCGCCGCCCGCCGGAGGUUCCACGGAAGACAAAAGACAUAAGAAAGAGAAGAAACCGAGAGUCCGAACCAAAGAGGAUGAAGGAUUUAUAGCGGGGUGCGGGGCGAUUCGGCCCUACUCGGAGCGGGGGUUUUUCGGACGACUUUUCUCCCGCUAUUCCUGGUCAAGCGACUUCUUCAAAGCCCUGUACUCGAACGUGACUGCGUCUCUGCUCUCGCCGCAGAAGUGA
Neospora caninum is the source of this 762-nucleotide messenger RNA. RefSeq lists its product as hypothetical. Lineage: Eukaryota; Apicomplexa; Conoidasida; Eucoccidiorida; Sarcocystidae. Gene Ontology annotation, cellular component: mitochondrial intermembrane space. The transcript has a single exon. Gene Ontology annotation, biological process: mitochondrial respiratory chain complex IV assembly. The record is from RefSeq and is a predicted model, not a curated record. The coding region runs from base 1 to 762 and encodes 253 amino acids.